Misgurnus anguillicaudatus (oriental weatherfish) is the source of this 1711-nucleotide messenger RNA. It is a transcript of the gene cep72, whose product is annotated as centrosomal protein 72. Gene Ontology annotation, molecular function: protein binding. The record is from RefSeq and is a predicted model, not a curated record. NCBI's taxonomy places the organism in Eukaryota, Metazoa, Chordata, Actinopteri, Cypriniformes, Cobitidae.
UUACGGCGCAUGCGCGCAGUGGAUUUACGGUUUAAAACAAUGGCGGCAGACGGUUUAAUCACAACAGAGCAGUGGAUCAGAGACAAACUAAACCUUCAACACAUUUGUUUAGCUGAAGUUCGGUCUUUGGCUCUUCCGGGAUCAUACGAAGGAAAGAUCUGUCACGUGGGAUCAUCUCUGAAGAACUUUGUGCGUCUGAAAACACUGGAUCUGUCCCAUAAUGCCCUCAUCACGGUUAAGGGGAUUGAGCAUCUGGAGAUGCUUGAGACACUGAAUCUGUAUUACAACAAACUGGACUCUUUACAGGACAUCUUUACCCUUCACAAGCUGCAGAAUUUAAAGGACCUGGAUCUGAGAUUGAAUCCUGUGGUCAGGAGACACCCUCCCUAUAGAUUAUACUUUGUGCAUGCUAUGGUCAAACUUCGCAAACUAGAUGAUUGUCCAGUGCGAGAUCGAGAAAGGAAGGCGGCUCUCUUGCAUUUCUCAUCUGAGACUAAUCUGGACCAGAAUCACAAGAAAAAUGUUGUAACGCAAGACACAAGCUGCAGAAGCAGUGAUAUGAGAAUAAAAGCAGUGGAACAGAUGAUGAAGACUCUUUUAUUUCUGGAGGGAAAUGAAGAAGCCGCUCUUAAUGAAGUCUCCAGAAAAUAUCAAACUCUCUCCAAAAACCCACAACAUGAAUAUCGGUCUCAGGUCUUACCGGAGGAUUCUUCUGAUGUGAUCAAUUUAAUCAAUGCGUCAGGUUAUAAAGGCCCCUCGAUACAAAACCAGGAGUCUAAGAGCACAAAUGAUAAGAAUGGUGCUCGUGUUCACGCUCGACAUGGUGUCCACAGAGUGACUUUUGUGAGUCCUGUUGUAGAAAGCCAUCAUCCAACGUAUCACGGGACAGUUCAAGGGGAGAGCAUCUAUACUCCACACCCUACUGACAAAUGCUCUCCAUUACAGGAGGAUGAACACAGAGCUCUUGAAAUGCAAAACCAACUUCAAAUCAGUCCAAAUCCAGUGUUACACCCUCCCAGAUUAACAUACAGGAGCAGAGGAACAUCUGCAUCAGAGAGGAAACCUCUUAGGGGAGCGUACAGGAAACCCAUGGAGCUUCUCCUCACCAUGAUAGAGGAGCACUGGUCUGGACCGAAGGACAGUCAACAGGACAGCACGCUACUCAUAAAGAUGGUUCAGAUCCUCACCAUGAUGGAUAAAGAGGUUGUGGAUGGAGAGCAGGAGAUCCAGACUCUUAAAGAAACAGUCAAGACCUUAAACACAGAGAAUGAACUACAGGAGGAACAACAUCACUCUGAGAUCAAAGUGUUGAAACUUCAGCUUCAGCAGGCACAAGAAUCUAUUGAGGGUCUUAAUAGACAUCUAAAGAACAUACUGGAGGAGAACGUGUCUUUACAGAAACAGCUCAUCACAGCCGAAGAGAAGCUUCUCUCCUCUCGGAUGAAGAGGAAACAGAUACGAGUAGAGGACAGAGCUUCAGGUGAACCGUCGGACCCUGAGGAGCUAAACAGACCGAAACAAAGAGUUCAGGAGCAACACAGAGACAUCCGGUCAGCACAUAAGCCACAAGAACACUACAAGUCUCUGAUAGCCAGAAAUGAAUGUUUACUUCAAGAGCUGGAAGAGGCUCUAAUGAGCUGAAGUUGAUGAUCUUGAUUUAUUUAUUAAGCAGCUGUCUGUAUUAUAUUAGACAGUAAACAUUUGUAUAGCA